AUGUGUCUAAGGGUAGUUCUUCAAAUCGCUUCGCUUUGCUUGGCCAAGACGGACAAGACCAUUCGACAAGCCCUAGUUGAUCUCCUCAGAGACCUCUCGGGGAUAUUCUCCCACAUUCUGCAGCAGUCAGCGGUGUUCGGAGAGGAAUACCAUGGGCGGACACUCGAGCUGGUCACUGCAGCCUGCCGUUCUCUGUCGACGGAUGAGCUGCGCGAGGCCCUGGCUGUAGCCCCGGGAGAUAGCGACUGGGACCCGACGCGAAUUCCUAACGUCAUCUAUGCCGUACUGACAUGCUGCGGAAGCUUACUGAUUGCGGACGAGGAAACCAAGUUAGUGAGACUGAUUUAUCAUAGCCUGAAGCAGUUCCUGAAUAGGGAGCCAGGUGCAGUAGAAAUGCCAUCGACAGUUCCCACAUCCGGUAUUGCAGACGCAGACAAGACGAUAACUGCUGUCAUAGCAACCUACGCCAACUACAGUAUCUUCAACACACAACUCACCUCGACCGGCGCAGUGCCACAGCCCCGACAGUACGAUAAGAUCCCGAGGAAAGUAGUGGGUUUUGUUUCCAACUCGGGGAGUACCAAAAAGCUCGCAUUGAAACUUUUGAAGCCUCGCGAGCAGCUGACGAUGGAUAUCUGA
Messenger RNA from Geosmithia morbida, 639 nucleotides. RefSeq names its product NACHT domain. The record is from RefSeq and is a predicted model, not a curated record. The coding region runs from base 1 to 639 and encodes 212 amino acids. The transcript has a single exon. NCBI's taxonomy places the organism in Eukaryota, Fungi, Ascomycota, Sordariomycetes, Hypocreales, Bionectriaceae.